Botrytis byssoidea is the source of this 3606-nucleotide messenger RNA. RefSeq lists its product as uncharacterized. The record is from RefSeq and is a predicted model, not a curated record. Gene Ontology annotation, biological process: protein farnesylation. Gene Ontology annotation, cellular component: protein farnesyltransferase complex. Gene Ontology annotation, molecular function: protein farnesyltransferase activity. Bases 51 to 1673 code for a protein of 540 amino acids. NCBI's taxonomy places the organism in Eukaryota, Fungi, Ascomycota, Leotiomycetes, Helotiales, Sclerotiniaceae. The transcript has 5 exons.
GGAAGAUCAUUGUAUUCCUUGAAUCUUAGACAAAAAAACAUCCAGCCCACAUGACUUUCAUCAUCAAAGGAAAGAAGCCUCACCAUAGUGUGAAGUUCAAUCGACGUGCAAUGGAAGAGAAGAAGGGCUCGAAUAAAAAGUCUUCAUCUCUAUCUCCUUCAAGCAAACUAGAUCAGCUUCUAUAUGAUGAUUCACUAGAAAAUCAAGGACAAACAUCUGGUUUUAUUAUACAAGAAUCUUCAUCAUCCCAAGCAGAUAUUGAGGCUGAAAUUGAUGAAGAUAUUGUUUACGGCUCAUCCCGACCAAUCACAGCAGAGGCUUUUAUAAACAUGAUUCCCGAUGCCUUCACGGAGUACCCCCUACUCCACGAUCAGUUGCAGACUCAGACAUCUCAUCUUCAAGAUCAAACCAUUCAAGAAUGUCUUCCUUUUCUUUCGGGAAAAGAAGCUGGAUUGACUUAUAAUCCAUAUGGGGUUCCACAUCUGAAUCGAAAAAAGCACAUUCAAUUCCUUCACAAGAAUCUACAAAAGCUGCCCUCGGCAUACGUCGCUGCUGAUGCAAGCAGACCAUGGAUGUUCUACUGGGCAUUGGCUGGUCUCUCGACCCUGGGAGAAGAUGUAUCAUCAUAUCGACAGAAAAUCAUUUCAACAUGUCGACCCAUACAGAAUGCGACUGGAGGGUUUGGUGGAGGAAAUGGUCAGAUGUCACAUUUGGCCACUACCUAUGCAAACAUUCUAUCAAUUUCUAUGGUAGGUGGGCAAGAAGCUUUGGAUAUCAUUGAUCGCAAAGCAAUGUGGAAAUGGCUAGGUAGCUUGAAGAUGUCUACUGGGGGGUUUAGAAUGGCUGUGGGUGGCGAGGAAGAUAUUCGUGGUGCAUAUUGUGCUCUGAUUCUUAUUACACUCCUGAGUUUACCUCUCGAUCUUCCCCAAGAUGCUCCCGCGAGAUCAUCAAACUAUACUACUUUCAUCGAUGGACUUCCGGAAUGGAUCUCAAGAUGUCAAACAUUUGAGGGCGGUAUAGGUGCUCGACCUAAUGUCGAAGCCCAUGGCGCGUAUGCGUUCUUAGCAUUAGGCUGUUUGUGCAUCUUAGGUGAACCACACAUCACGAUACCUCAGUAUCUUGACGUACCCGGCUUUAUUUCAUGGCUAUCAGCACGUCAAUAUGCGCCGGAAGGCGGCUUCUCAGGUCGCACGAAUAAGUUAGUUGACGGGUGCUACUCCCAUUGGGUUGGAGGAUGCUGGCCUCUAUUAGAAGCGUGCCUUGAAGGUCCAACGCAGCAAACUCAAACAGGGCCAUCUUCGAAUCCAGAUUCGGUAAAUCUCUACAGCCGCGACGGUUUGAUCAGGUAUAUCCUCUGCUGUUGUCAGGAUACAGGAAAUCGGGGUGGAUUGAGGGAUAAGCCCAGCCAUCGCUCUGAUUCGUAUCACACAUGCUAUGUUUUGGCAGGUCUUAGUUCCGCACAGCAUAAGUGGCAUUUCAACACGUCUGCACAGAAAACGGAAUCGAGUGGAACGCUCGUUUCACCGUAUCAAUGGACGGCCGAGCCUUAUGUUGAGACAACACAGAUAUAUGAUGAAGAGGAUAGGGUGGGGACUCUCCACCCGGUUUUCGUGAUACCAGAAGGCGUUGCUGAGGAGACACGGGCAUACUUCGCUUCAAAAGGGACCUUUUAAAACGUACCAACAUUCUGAAUAUAUGGGCUGAGUUUACAUUGGCUCGGGACUGGUAUUUAAGGGAUGAAAAAUCUGCACAUAUAGAUGGCGCCAGUUUCACACUUCGCCGGCGACCGGGGUGGGCUUUGUGUAUCACGUGAUGUACAUAAUCUAUUUACCCGCGAGACAUAUUCAACGAUGCGUUAGUUAAGACCAGCCGGCCAAUUAGAUCUUCCAUUUUCUCGGUGGCUGAGCUUAACAAUGGCCUGAUCGUUGUCCUUCCUUCUUUGUUGCCAACAGGGUCAAAAUUUGAACGUGACUGGAAAAAUUGCGUUGAUUUAAAAGCAAGCGGCGUUUGUGAGAUACAUUAAGCCCAAUGGCAAUAUAGGUGGCAGUUACGAGAUACGUCGUACUGAACUGCUCGUUCAGUUCCGGAAAAGAACGAAGGAUUUGUUAAUCUCUCUUCACAUGAAAUCCAUAUGAUAGAUCAUAAAGAGACUAUAUUGCUAGGUACUGUAGCUCCUAGGUAAGUUGCAUGAAGUGCAUGAAGGUCUCCCUUCGCGUUUUAUUCCGUUUUGAUACCGAGUAGAUUUUCGCUAGACUGGUGGGAAAGUGGAGACCGAGAGAGGAUGCUUUGGGGAAGUUCUUUUCUCAUGGUUCGCCAAUUUAUCGGGAUAACAAGAAGAUCGAAUGGAAAACUGGUGGUCGAGGUCAUCCCCCCCACAUUGAAGAUUGGUCGGUUCUCUCGGGUUCUACCAACUGUUUUCGGUCUCAUUGAAUCGUCAUGAGCUCACCGCAAGGUACCACCAACUAUUUUGUUAUUCUUGUACAAGUGAGGAGUGGAUAUGGCAACACGAUACAUGUUGGGUCGACCAUGUGAAGUGUGUGUUGUGUGUGUUGUUGUGUUGGACUUUUGAGGACAUGUCGUAUCAUGGUACCGGUGUCAAUGGAUCCAGGAUCUGAGAGGGUUCCCGACUUUGGGGGAGCUUCGGAGAUAGAUACUAUUGUUGAUCUGUACUUUAGAUACUGUAUGUAGAAGUUCCAGCUCCAGUAAUUGUUGUCCGCACAUGCGUUUUGAUUCCACUUCGUUGCUUAAAGUACCUAGGCGAGCUAGGUACAGGAUGAUUUCCCCUCUCCGUCGCAAGAGGAGAAAGAGAGAACCCCUUCACUUACUCGCUAGUUGCAUAGAACUGCAAGAGCUGCAACAUGCAGGCUAUUUCCACUGUCUUGUACUUUUUUUGUAUCAUAUACCCACAUCGCUUAUUUACGAAUCAAUUACUUCCCUCUAGAGCAAUUUCUUCCGACUCGCCACCUAUCUUGGUCAACAGAACGGAAGCUAGGUCUGGGUUAAACGAGAGGAAGUUGAACUUGUAGACGAUGCAAAUUGGAACGAUUAAAAUCUCGAUGCAUCUUCUUUCAUGUCAGAUCAACUUGUCACGGCCGUAUUCUAAUGUCCCCGAGCUUGCAUUCGUACCAAACGGUAGGAUUCUCGGUAUGAUCAAUGGCGAUUGGAAAUCUGCAGGAUUCUUACUUGGUACAUAUGCUCGCUCGAUUGCAAUGGGAAGUCUGCCAACGGCUCAAUUGUGAAAGAUGUCCCCCAAGUACCCGGUCAAUGUAACGGUCGAAUCUUCAGAACGGGACGGUGCGACGGUCCUUCCCAUAAUCUUGCUAAAUAAAUGAAAAUAGUGAGCCAAAGAGGAAGCUGGUAAUUCUGGAUAUUUCGAAAGAUAGUACGAUUGAGCAGAUUAUUUAUCGUACUUUGUGCUGCAUAAGGUUGUUUGUGUAGUUUGACAUUCUCGGUGUUUGAUUGUUCCAUGGAGGGAUCAAGGGGAAAAGCUUUUAUUUCCACGAACCAUCAACGAAUAAUGUUCCCAAACUUAUUCCUUCCAACCUCAAAACUCUAGAGUCGUCUACACACUUCAUACAUCAAGAGUACAUCCGACCAGCGACUCGU